CAGCCCUGUCGCGCCAUUUAUAUCUUCGCCAAGAAGAACAAUAUCCCGUUUCAGAUGCAUACGGUGGAGCUGCGCAAGGGAACUUGGAGCCUCCUCCCUGCUGGCCGCUGAGGGAGCCCUGCGCUCUGACAAGACAGGGUUGUAGCAAAAUGAAAGUGUUGCAUAAUGGGCUGUGGCCAUCUCCAUACUGUCUCACUGCUUGUCCCGCUCUGUCUGAAACCUCACAUCUCUCUUCACGGUCACCUCUAGGUGAGCACCUCAGCGAUGCGUUUGCCCGGGUGAACCCCAUGAAGAGGGUACCAGCCAUGAUGGAUGGUGGCUUCACCCUGUGUGAGAGUGUGGCUAUCCUGCUUUACCUGGCACACAAGUAUAAGGUUCCUGACCACUGGUACCCCCAAGACCUGCAGGCUCGCGCUCGUGUAGAUGAGUACCUGGCAUGGCAGCAUACGGGCCUUCGGAGAAGCUGCCUCAGGGCCCUGUGGCAUAAGGUGAUGUUCCCUGUUUUCCUCGGUGAACAAAUACCUCCUGAGACGCUGGCAGCCACAUUGGCAGAACUGGAUGUUAACCUACAGGUGCUUGAAGACAAGUUCCUCCAGGACAAAGACUUCCUUGUUGGGCCCCACAUCUCCCUGGCCGACUUGGUGGCCAUCACAGAGCUGAUGCAUCCUGUAGGUGGUGGCUGCUCAGUCUUUGAAGGGCAUCCCAGGCUGGCUGCAUGGUACCAGCGAGUGGAGGCAGCUGUGGGGAAGGACCUCUUCCGGGAAGCCCAUGAAGUCAUCCUGAAGGUGAAGGACUGUCCCCCUGCUGACCUCAUCAUAAAGCAGAAGCUGAUGCCCAGAGUGCUGGCCAUGAUCCAGUGACGUCAGACGCUUCAUCCCUGUACCAGCUGCGGCAGUUCACAACUGGCUUGCAUUACACUGGGGAUGCACCUCACUCCUCACACCAUGAUGGCUUUCAGGCUCAGCUCCAUAUUCACCCUUUUUCUGUGAUAGCCACACAUGACCUCAACUAUAAUCAUUACUUUCCCCUGGAGUCUGGGUAAUAAACUGGGCUUGAUUUGGGCUUUAA
This is a messenger RNA of Mus caroli (Ryukyu mouse), 1068 nucleotides long. The record is from RefSeq and is a predicted model, not a curated record. NCBI's taxonomy places the organism in Eukaryota, Metazoa, Chordata, Mammalia, Rodentia, Muridae.